Messenger RNA from Triticum aestivum (bread wheat), 1756 nucleotides. Its product is annotated as aspartic proteinase nepenthesin-1-like. The record is from RefSeq and is a predicted model, not a curated record. Bases 133 to 1191 code for a protein of 352 amino acids. The transcript has a single exon. Gene Ontology annotation, cellular component: extracellular region. Lineage: Eukaryota; Viridiplantae; Streptophyta; Magnoliopsida; Poales; Poaceae.
CGUGUGUAGGGCUAUUGUCAAGGCACCCGUAAAACUUCCAACUCAGCAGCACGAGCGAGGAAUCUUUGGAGGACUAUAAACCCACGUCUGCUAACCAAGUAGAGUAGGUGCUAGCACUUCAAACACAACAGCAUGAAGGUCUUGUCAGUGUCGCAGCUCUUUCCCUGUGUUCUCUUCCUCACCAUCUUGUUCGCUUGGCCGGCCACCGAGUCGGCGACCAGCCCCGUGACCAUGCGCGCCGACCUUACCCACGCGGACAGCGGCCGCGGCUUCACCAGGCGCGAGCUUCUCAGCCGGAUGGCCGCCCGGUCAAAGGCCCGCGUGGCCAGCCUGCACUCCUCCGCCUCUCCCGGCGCGGUGACCGCGCCGGUGGCCCGAGGCACCGUCGGCAGAGACGACAUCAGUUCCGAGUACCUCAUCCACGUCAGCAUCGGCACGCCGCGCCCGCAGCGCGUGGCACUGGAGCUGGACACCGGCAGCGACCUUAUCUGGACGCAGUGCGCUUGCGUGGACUGCUUCGACCAGCCGUUCCCGGUUCUCAACACCUCCGCCUCCCGCACCCUCCGUGAUGUCUCGUGCUCAGACCCUCUCUGCACGCGGGGCGGCCUCCCGCUCUCUCGGUGCGCCGUCAAAGACAACUUCUGCUCGUACGCCUACUACUACGGCGACGGAUCCGUCACAAUGGGUAAGAUCGUCGAGGACACUUUCACAUUCAAGGCGCCCCACAACAAGUGCGGCACGGUCGCCACCGUGUCGAACCUCCACUUUGGCUGUGGCAUGGACAACAAAGGCACCUUCAUAUCGAACGAGUCUGGCAUCGCCGGCUUCGGCCGCGGCCCGAUGUCUCUGCCGUCGCAGCUCAAGGUGCACAGAUUCUUCCACUGCUUGACAACCAUUGUAGAGUCCGGGACCAGCCCGGUGUUCCUGGGCACGCCUGACAACCUCGAAGCGCACGUCACGGGGCCCAUCCAGUCCACCCCGUUCGUCCCAAACAUUGGGAGUGCGCUCAGCUCGUUCUACUACCUUUCACUCAAAGGCAUCACCGUCGGCAAGACGCGCCUGCCGUUCGACGCGUCGGCGUUCGCGCUCAAGCGCGAUGGCUCCGGGGGGACAAUCAUCGACUCGGGCACGAGCAUCACGAUCUUACAGCGGGCCAUGUUCCGAAGCCUCCGGCAGGCGUUCGUGUCGUAGGUGCCGCUACCCAUCGCUAACGGCUCCACCGACGCCGACAGCAUGCUGUGCUUCGACGUCGCCCCGAAGAAGAAGGUGCCUGCCGUGCCGAACCUAGUCGUCCACCUGGAGGGCGCGGACUGGGACCUGCCUCGGGAGAACUACGUGCUGGAUAUCGACGACGACGACGGCACAGGCGGCGGGCUGUGCGUGGUGAUCUAUUCGGCGGGCGAGAGCGACUGGACGAUUAUAGGCAACUUCCAGCAACAGAACAUGCAUAUUGUCUACGACCUGGAGAGGAACAACAUGGUCUUCGCGCCCGCGCGCUGCGACAAGUUGUGACUGAACGCGCACUUUCAUGCGUGCAUGUAUGCUUCAGCGCCCGUGUACUGUGUACAGUUCUACUACAUACGUACUGGUUCUAAGUAAAAAGAGUGUCGUGGUUUUGUCACAGGCGACUAAAAUUUAACAUCCCGCCCUCUCUGUAUAGUGGUUUUGCACGGUUUUGGAUUUCGUUUUGGAGAUUUUACCGGGCCGGGGCGAAAUGGGCGAAAUUCGUCUUUUCGGAUUUUUUUUCGGAAAGUUU